This is a messenger RNA of Rattus norvegicus (Norway rat), 4684 nucleotides long. The record is from RefSeq and is a predicted model, not a curated record. Lineage: Eukaryota; Metazoa; Chordata; Mammalia; Rodentia; Muridae.
GGACCUGGUAGUACACGUGGAAUCCAAGACUAAUACAAUGUGAGACUCUGGAGAGCACCAAUGAGUGUGAUCACUAGUCUAGAUGCCACCUUAACAAAAAGUAGAUAAAGCCACUCCUUUUGAACAGUUGGAUUUGUGAUGGUGCCCCCUGGUGCUCACUAGAGAUUAGCAAAGAGACUGUAGACCACAGGGAAUAAGCUGAGUUAGAGUUCCACCUCCCUUUGGACAAUGCAGAAUAUUAAAACAGACCUCCUCGCAGCCUUGGUGGGAGUUUUUCCUCUCUUGGAUUUUCUGCUUAGAGCUUUCCCAGGACUGCCUGCUGCAGAGUCCUAUUUAAAACAAAAGCCAGCUUUCUACGUUGCUGUUCUUCCCACCUUAGAAGUUCCUAAAUGCUAAAAGUUUGCUAAAUGCCUGUCAGGAGUAGAUUCCUCACUUAGCAUUCUUGUUUUAUAUAGUUAAAUGUAUAUUUUUUGAGAAUGUCCUACAUGAGUAUUGUAUUUACAUUAUUUCCAUCCCUCUCCUCUCCAAUUCUUGCCACAUUCCACUACCACCCCCUAGAAAUUUUACUACUUCUUUAAUUAUUAAUGUUAACACACAUGUACAAGUACACACACACAUACACACACACAUUUCUGAAUCCAUUUAGUGCUGCUCAUAGGCACAUCUGUCUAAGGUUGACCACUUGGGAUUGGAUAACUAAUGAGGAGGCUGGUCCCUGGAAAAAUCAGAUAUUGCUUAUCUCCAUAGCCAUUGAUUGCCUGCAGUUCUUUGUCUAUGGGCUGGGGUUUGUGAAAUUUCUCCAUUCCAGGUUAUUAGUCAAUUGGCAUUAUCAUUAGGCAAGUAUUGUUUAAGUGACUGUAUUGUUAAGACUUCAUGGAUGCAUCUUUCUUGUCAUGUCUAGAAGAUACUAUAUUGCAGCAGCAUUCUGAUCCUUUGGCUGUUACUAUUCUUAUACCUCAUCUUCUAAGAUAUUAUCUGAGUCUUAUGUGUACUUGUGUUAUAGAUGUGCCAUUUCUGAUUGGUUUCCCCAUAAUCACUUAGCCUUUGUAUUUUGACCAAUCAUGGAUAUUGGUAGUCUUCAUCUGCUGCAAAAAUAAGCUUUCAUAGAUGAGGGGUGAGAGUUAAAAUUGGACUGAACUAUCUUGUCUUGCAAUGUGCCUAGGAUUUGGUUGAAUCCAGCAUUUAAGUUAUGCUGUUAUGGAAAUGAGACAAUGAAAAUAACAUAAUGCUCACCUCAAAAGGCAUAAAAGAUAGUUUAUUCUGGAGCCAAAUAUGAGUAUCCAUAUUCUGAGAACACAGACUCAGGUUUCCUCAAAUUCCAUAUUCCAGUGUGGUAACAGUCUCAUGAACUUUAUAGUCAUAGGACAAAGAUAAUCAAGACACUUUUCAAAUGUGUUGGCAAAAAUAUCAGGAAGAUGGCUUAGAGCGAAGUGGAUAAAUCUCAACUACAGGCGUCAGAUGUUAUCGGACAGCAUCCUUUGCCCUUUUGUUCAUGGAAACUAAAGCUGUGUCUGUCUGUCUGUACAUUUCAAAGAUCUACCAAAGGCUCAAAUAUCUACUUAAUGAUCCGAAAGGUGUCAGGUCACACCAGAGGCGAGUAAUAAGUGACUAUUGAAAGGGUAAAAAUAGUCCAAGAUAAUUUGACUCUGGACUUGUAAGCAUAUCAUCAAUCAGCCUUUGUCAUCUCACCUUUCCAGAAAUUCUUGUAGUGAUUGAUGGAGGAAGAAAUUUUAUAUUCACAAAUGCCAAGUGGGAGGGGUACUUAGUGGAGUGUGGCAGGUGGAUCAGGAAGAAGGAGUAAGGGCAUGCAGACAAAAGCUUUUAUUUUUACGUUCACAAGCAAACCUAAGGCAUGAUAAGAAGCCUGACAGUCAAGCAGUUUGAAUAGUUUCAGUUGGCUCAAGAGCUAUUCCAAGUUUAUCCAGUGCUGGGCCCUAGAGUAAUAAGGGCAGCUGAACAGUCAUCUGCAGUCUAAGGAUGGUUGCUCACUGGGUUAGGUUGGUUUGUUCGUACAUAAAGAUGAGCUCUCCCAUCUUUACAAGUUAACUGGUCCUUGUCUAGUAGUAUAUGCAGGGUCGGGAAGGCCCUCAAAUGUCAAAGUAUAGAAGUAUAUAAACUAAUACAGUAAAUACAUCCAUUAGUCCCAAAUACACCACUAAUUUUAAAACAUAGCUAUGAUUGUGUUGCUUGUUCAUACCAUGACCAGAGUGUGAAGCUUGAGUUAGGGUCAGGUUGUGAGAAGGCUUGUGUUCUCAUCUCUACUUGAACAUGAACCUGUUUUAUCAGUUACUGCUAAUAGUUUGCUGAGGCAUGGACUUCUGCUCGUGGCUAUAGGUUCUAUAGCUAGAGGAAGGAAGUAGUUCUCCACCAGAAUUGCUCAGAGUCAUGAAUGUUCUCUUGGAGCUCUUAGCUAUUGUUUAUAUGAGAAGAUAUGUCACUCACUCAUAAGAGAAAUCUGUUGAAGCAUCACAGUGAUCAAGUUUUUCAGCUAUGAGGUUGAAAGUGGGCAGGAUGUUUAAGAACUGUAUUUAUGUGUGCUCCUAAAAUUUGUCCCCAGAGCCUUGUUCAUGCUGAACCACAUGCUCUACCACUAAGCUAUAUCCUCAUCCUUAUUGUUUCUAUUUGAAGAUAGUGCCAGUGUGUUGGGGAACAAAUGAAAGAGACAUUGCCCCCGACUUUCUCAUGACCUGUGGAGUUCCUCUAGAGUUUUAGGAACUAUGAUUCAGUUCACAUCAAUAUUUAGACUUUGGUGCUGUGAGCAUAUCCCUGAACAUUUCAGGGAUAGCCAGGUUAUAAAAAAGUGGAAAUUUUAUUAAAAGUAUUUUAAUAUAGGCUUAGGAGAAAGAGAGAUGCUCAGAAGAAAGUAAAAACAUUCCCAAAUGUAGUGCAGAUACCUCCAGGGAAAGUUGUUGCUCAAUUAUUCUUACAACAGUCAGAUGUAGAAUUUUGGUAGUAUUGGAAAUUACUAUCUUAUCAUUGGGAAUCUGUGAGGGAGACCUCACAGUAUUACAAAUGAGAAGGCUACGGGGUUACAGGAAGGUAGGAAAUAUUUACUGUAAACCAAAUAAAAGCUCUUCUGAACAGUAUGUACAUUCAGGCUGUAAGCCCAGGUCAUUGUUAUUUUAACAUGAAAUAUGUAUAUAUGAAAGAAUGUUAAUGCUGUAUUGGUAGCCUUUACAACAAAUGCUAAUUGUACUGGAUUUCUUCUCUGCUGGCCAUAGGCUUAUUCAGAAGCCAGGGUGCAGACUUCCUUUCCCUUUCAUGACCCAUAAUUUCAUUGUCUUCCUAUUAUGGCUCAACAGAGUCCCACUCACUAAAUUGCCCAAGCUGGUCUUGAACUUACAACCCUUUUGCCUCAACCUCCUAAACUAUACUACCAAGGCUGACAGUAUUUUUUGUAAGCUGGUAAUGACUGUAAAUUCCAAGAGGGUGACUCUUAGAAAUACAAAAACAGGGCUCAUGAGAAGGCUCUGAAGAAAUGAGAUGUUCCCUCCCAAAUCUGACACCCCAAGUUUGAUCCCCUGGACCCACAUCAUAGAAAAAAAAGAAUGGGCUCCAUCAAAGUGACCUCUGACUCCCACAUGCAUUUCACAGAAUACACACACACACACACACACACACACACACACACACACACACACACUACAUGCACACAAAGAAAUAAGUAUAUGAAAUAAAAAUGUUUUUAAGGUAUAUAAACGAUUUCAAUAGAUUUUUUUGAAGAGGGAGAAGUGAAGAGAUACAUUCAAGAGGGAGGUGCUGAGACAAACUUCCCCUCGGGGUAAAAGAUUCAUUAGAGAAAAGUGAUGCACUUAAUCCUUCAGAGACCAUUCAUAUGUUCGCAGCAGAUCCAAGCCCCAGAUCUAAUUCUUGGAAUGAAGGUAUCAAUUGCAAAUAACUUUGAGGAAAGGGUAAGUCCACAUAGACCUGGUCUUGUUCAUGUAAUUUCAGUUUCAAGUAUAGCCUUUGUCGUUGCCCUGUUAUGUGGGCUCAUGAUCUCCUAUGUGAUACAUCGACUGGUAAAAGCUGAGGAAAAACAGCAGCUUGCAAUGUUGUAUGAAAAUGUCGAGAUUCCACUUUUAGAAGAGAAAGAUUCUUCUGAAGAUGAGUCUUCUCAGCUGGAUCCAGAGAAUGAGGAGCUGGGAAAAUUCAUUGGCUCAGUUAUUAAAACAAAAAUAAUGGAAAACAUUAAGAAGAAAAUGAAGGAAGAGCAAAAUGUAUUGAAGGGAAACACAUCAGAGAAUUUCAGUUGUAUUGAAAAAGUAGAGACGCAUGAAAAAUUGGAUAAAGAUGGAAACUCAGGAAAUCUGUGAAAACAAAAGAAAGGUGUACCAUGUGCUAGACAAUAUGGAGAUAAAACUGCAGAGAUAACAGAAAACUGAGAACACGAACAGGACUUCUAAAGAACCUUGUCCAAGAAUGUUCUACAGAAAGAAACGUGAGCAGCAUAUAGUGGAAAAUAAAUUCAUAUGAUACCAAAACUCUUGCUUUUUAGCCAUGAUAGUCCAUGAAUAAUUUAAGUGGAAUAUAGAAAACAGACCAAGUUCUUUAACAAAGAAAGACAGGCUGUGAGGAUUUUGUUCUCUGCCUCCAGACUAGAAAGAUUGCUUAAUCCUUUUUGGGGGGAGGGGUCUUCCUGAAUGUGAUAGCAAAAUAUUUUCAUUAAAUAAAACUUUCUAAGUGA